Molecule: messenger RNA, 1464 nt
Organism: Lycium barbarum (goji berry)
Lineage: Eukaryota; Viridiplantae; Streptophyta; Magnoliopsida; Solanales; Solanaceae
Exons: 5
Coding region: 1-1464 (487 amino acids)
Source: RefSeq, a predicted model, not a curated record
AUGGCACAGGCAGUCGGAGGAGGUGUGGGGCAAGCCCAUACCCACCCCGAGGGUAGGUCAGAUGCAGCCUUCCAGGAUGUCAUGGCCAGGAUGCUUCUACAUCUUGAUGGGCAACAUGCCAUAGGCGGUGCCCUUACACCUGGUGGUGGUUCCCAGACUAGAGUGGGGGAUUUUUUGGAGAAGUACGUGCUGCGUACUUUGAGGGACGAGCGCAGAGAUGAGUUCUCCUAUUUGCAGCAGAGUGAAAUGUCCAUAUUAGAGUAUGAAGCCAUAUUUCUAUUUUUGGCUAGGUAUACAACCCAGUUAGUUCCUACUGAGGCGGAGAGGGUUCGUAGAUUUAUUGGUGUACUUGUGCUUCAACUCCAUAUUGCUUGUCUCCAGCUUGUGGCCAUGGGUUCUUCUUUUCAGGAUGAUCUAGUGAAAAGAGGCCACAUCAGCCUGGCAGUUAUAGGGGCGAGGGACAGUCUUCCAGACCCUAUCAUUUUCAGUAGCUAUUUUCCUACAGGUUCCCGGUUUCAGACCCCGAGGACUCCGGCACCAUUUAGUAGCCGGGGUAGUUCUUCAGCGAGAGGCGGUGCUCAUUCAGGCUACGGUGGUUCUCAUUCGUCUAGAGGUGGACACCAGUCAGGUAGGGGUGGUUCCCCAGUCUCUCGAGGAGGAGCGGAGUUUAGCCAGAGUGGCCGUGGUGGGGCACAUUGCUAUGCUUUUUGGGGUAGGCUUGAGGUUGAGGCUUCUGAUGCUGUGAUCUCAGGUACUAUUUUUCUUCAGGGUGCUUCGGUAUUUUUGAAGAUUGAUUUGAGGCCAGGCUACUAUCAGCUGAAGAUUCAGGCUGAGGAUAUCUCGAAGACGGCUUUCAAGACUCGUUAUGGUCAUUACGAGUUCUUGGUGAUGUCAUUUGGGUUUACGAAUGCCCUAGCAGCUUUCAUGGACUUGAUGAAUGACAUUUUCAAGCCAUAUUUGCACUCCUUCAUUAUAGUGUUUAUUGGUGAUAUCUCGUUUUAUUCCAAGAGUAGAGAUGAGUAUGAGCAUCAUUUGAGAAUUGUCCUUGAUUUGUUGAGAGAGAAAGGGCUUUAUGCCAAGUUUUUGAAGUGCGAGUUCUGGCUUGAUUCUAUGGCAUUCUUUGGCCACUUCGUGUCAAAAGACGGGCUCAUAGUUGAUCCUAAGAAGAUUGAGGUUGUUAGAGAUUGGGUGAGGACCACUACCGUGAUCGAGAUUCAUAGCUUCGUGGAUUUGGCCAGUUACUACAUUAUAUUUGUGAAGGAGUUUGCUACGAUUGCUUCUCACUUGACCAGAUUGACUCAGAAGGAAGUUCCCUUCCAGUGGUCUGAUGCAUGUGAAGAAAACUUUCGAAAACUCAACACUCCAUUGACCAUUAUUCCGAUAUUGGCAUUAUCCGUGGAGGGUAAGGAUUUAUCCAUUUAUUUUAAUGCAUCUCGAGUUGGCUUUGGAGUUGUGUUGAUGUAG